AUGUCAACCACCGGAAACUCCUCAAAUGAAACUCCAAAUCAGGCAGAGAAAAGUGCCUCCCCGGCAAACAGUGGCAGUGGAACCGCGAAUAUCUCGGACACUAUUGUGCAGGUGGGAGCGAGUGUCAAAGCCCCGACACCUUCUGCCAGUUGCCCUGCAAUACCCGCCUUCAUUUCGAAAGGUACAACGAAAGACCCUGCCCAAACCCAGCCACAGAACGCAAAUAAUGGAUCCAGUGCCACCCAGCUUCCGUUCUCCGUGAUGCAUGUUGCACCUACUACCGCAACCGUGACUGUCGCACCUGUCCAGGCAAGCACUCAACCGGUCACGUCAUCCACAACCAUAAAGUCUGUCGUGAGCAACCUGCCUCCAACGGUGGUCAUGAUAACCACGGGACUGAGACCAAUUUCUCCAAUGGUUGCGGGACCGAGAGUGAGCUCUCCAACGGUGACCAUGAGCGCACAGCCACCGGCGCGCAUGAGCUCUCCUUUGGGACCAGCGGUGACUCGAGUUGCCACAGCGACCCAGGCACCGGGGAAGGCUGCAGUGAUAGCUAUACCAAGACCAACAACUUUUCAGCAACCAGCUGCAUCGAUCAGACCCCCACAGACCACGUCUGUCCAGCUUCCAGCCAACUUUCAUAUCCCGCCAGGCAUGGUGCUCAUCCGUAGUGACAGUGGCCAACUGAUGCUGGUGUCCCAACAAGCUUUGGCUGCAGCCCAGGGCCUCGCAGCCAGAACUCCUGGCACUGGGACCUCUCCUAGCCCUAGGCCACCAACCACACAGGUGUCUGCAGCGACUGUCGUGAGAAAAGCUGAGAAUCCAGGUGUGAUCAGAGUGCCUCCUCCUCCUAGCCCCCAUGUGACCACAGCACAGAGUACACCCAUGGUUAAGGUCGUAGGGGCUGCUCCGACCCCUCCUGCAGGCCAGAUCCAGAUCCCCAGGCCUAUGAUCCGCCCAGUGGCCCCUGUCACAGUCACCCGUUCUCCUGGCCCUGGUCCUGUCAUCAUCCCAACCAAACCCACCAACAUCCCAACCAAACCCACCAACACCCCCAGGGCCACACCGCCCACCAUCACACCUGAGGUCCUGGAGAAUGUGAAGAAGUGUAAGAACUUCCUAGUGACGCUGAUCAAGCUGGCCUCUAGUGGAACCCACUCUGCUGACAUGGCCAAGAACGUCCGAGAACUCGUCAAGAGCCUGCUGGAUGGGAGACUUGAACCUGAGGAGUUCACUGACCAACUCUACCGUGAGCUCAAGUCUUCUCCCCAGCCCUACCUGGUACCCUUUCUCAAGAAAAGUCUCCCAGCUGUGCGGCAGCUCACCCCCAACCCACAGCUCUUCAUCCAGGAGGUUGACCAACCGAAGCCACCGGCUCCAGCCACCUCCAAGGCCCCGGCCUCCAAAGCCCCGGCCCCCACUGCAGGCCGCACCCCUACACUCCUCUCCACCAACUCUAGGCCUGCCCACCUCAGCGCUGCUAGUGGCCAGUCAAUCAAAUCCACCCAGCUAGUGAUCCAGCAGCCUAGAGGUGUGGUGUAUAAGCCUGCUGUGACAAACCCCGCCCCGGCCCGUACAUACCUGUCUGUUCAGAACAGGAGCCUGGCCAAACCUAUGGUCAUACAGUCAGGACAGUAUUACAACACUGUCCCCCUAGGUGCUGUUGUCAGGCGGACUCCAUUCCUUGUCCCACCGCCUCCAGCCCAGAGACACGCCUUCAAGGACAGUGUUGGUUCUUUCAGGGAGGAGGAUGACAUCAACGAUGUGGCCUCCAUGGCUGGGGUCAACGUGAGCGAGGAGAAUGCUCGUAUCCUAGCAACCAACUCUGGGCUCGUGGGCUCUGUGGAGCGAUCCUGUCAGGACAAACCCUUCUUGUCCCCAGCCCCGCUGCUCACACACAUCCUCCACACUGGUGAGAAGUUUGGAGUGUCCGAGGUGGGGUCAGACGUGGUCAGUCUGGUGUCUCACGCCACACAGGAGCGUCUCAGAGAUCUGCUGGAGAAAGUCACAGUGGUGGCACAGCAUCGCAAGAUUGCCCUCAAGGAGGACUACAGUCACGUUCAGACCAGUGAUGUGCGUUCCCAGCUCCACUUCCUGGAAGAGCUGGAACGUCUGGAGAAGCAGAGGAGAGACGACGAGGAGAGGGAGACCCUGCUCCGCGUCGCCAGGAGUCGCUGUAACACCGAUGACCCAGACCAGCAACUACUGAAACAACGGGCCAAAGAGCUCCAGCAGUUGGAGCAGGCUCAGCUGCAGCACAGAGAAGCCAACCUCACUGCCCUGGCUGCCAUCGGGCCUCGCAGGAAGAGACCACUGGGCUCCAAUGGAAACCAGGUGGGGCCAGGUGGCAUUAUGUCAGUACUACAGAGGGCUGGGGUUCAGAGAGUGACUGGGGUCUCUCUGAGGGACCUACUCUUCUGUCUGGAACAGGACCCUCCUCUACGACACUCUCUCACUCUCUACAAGGGCCUGCUCAGAUAGUAUCUCUCACACACAAAUUAUCAGUCUCUCCCCCACUGUUUGUGACAGAUUCUGUGUGCCUUACCACUCUUUCAGAUGUAUAUUAUAUUUAUUUUGAUAUUUUUAUUUUAUUGAUAUUUUUGUUAUGUAUUUUAUUUUCUAACAAUUUGUAGCACAAUCAGCAAUGUAACUGAAUUCUGCUGAUUCAUGCUGAGAGAGAAAAGAUUGUAGUCCGGUUGGCAGGACCAAACAUUUUUAUAUUACACUUUUUGAGAAGGGCAACUCUGUGAGAGAAGAGGUCAUACCAGUAGAAGUCAGCUCUGUUACAGUCUAAAGCAGUGACCCUCUGCCCUAAGUGUGAUUCAGAGUGUUCUGUGGUGAGGUCAUUGACUCUUCCUUGUUUUUCUGUUUCAUGCUAAUAAUAUCAUUCUUUACUUUG
Messenger RNA from Oncorhynchus masou masou (cherry salmon), 2899 nucleotides. It is a transcript of the gene taf4b, whose product is annotated as TAF4B RNA polymerase II, TATA box binding protein (TBP)-associated factor. Gene Ontology annotation, biological process: transcription initiation at RNA polymerase II promoter; DNA-templated transcription. Bases 1 to 2481 code for a protein of 826 amino acids. The transcript is spliced from 15 exons. The record is from RefSeq and is a predicted model, not a curated record. Gene Ontology annotation, cellular component: transcription factor TFIID complex. NCBI's taxonomy places the organism in Eukaryota, Metazoa, Chordata, Actinopteri, Salmoniformes, Salmonidae. Gene Ontology annotation, molecular function: RNA polymerase II general transcription initiation factor activity; protein heterodimerization activity; DNA binding.